This is a messenger RNA of Prunus dulcis (almond), 829 nucleotides long. RefSeq names its product TPD1 protein homolog 1. NCBI's taxonomy places the organism in Eukaryota, Viridiplantae, Streptophyta, Magnoliopsida, Rosales, Rosaceae. The record is from RefSeq and is a predicted model, not a curated record. Bases 184 to 774 code for a protein of 196 amino acids. The transcript is spliced from 4 exons. Gene Ontology annotation, biological process: cell fate determination.
CCCUUCCCUUAUUAGAUUCAAGUUUCUUCCGCAUCAGAUUUGCUGAGCUAUGCACCACCACCACCACCUUCUUCUUUGGUUCUUGAACAACGCAUGCACAGUGGCUAGCUAUAUUUCUCUCUGAAAGACUUAGCUAGCUGAAAGCAUAUAUACUAUAUCGAAGCAAGCAACUGAUCAUCCGUGAUGAGAUUGAGAGGUGUACUGAUGAAUGGCUGCAGCAGGAGACUUUUCAUAGCUAAUUCUGUGGCCCUGAUGAUCAUCUGUUUCGGUUUUAUUAUGAUGCUUAUUGCUUUGUUCUUCGUGAUUGAUCACUUGGGAAGUAGUGUUGGGGAAGCAGUUGGCAUUAAUAAUAAUAGGCUGGUCUUUUCCAAUGAAAGCCACACUGCAGGCCUUGGUCAUCGGAAGCUGUUGCAGUCAACUGGUGAUGAAGAUGAUGAUGGAGGAGGAGACAUGAAUCGUAUUGGGGCAGCAUGCUCAAAAGACGACAUAGUGAUAUUGCAAGGCCAAACAGCGCCACUUCCCAAUGGAAUUCCAGCCUACACGGUUGAGAUCCUGAACGCCUGCGUUCCGGGUUGCAGCAUAUCCAACAUUCACGUCAGCUGUGGGUGGUUUAGCUCAGCCCGGCUGGUCAAUCCAAAAGUGUUUAGACGCAAAGACUUUGAUGACUGCCUAGUCAAUGAUGGUGAGGCUCUAGGCCCUGGAGAAACCCUCUCUUUCCAGUAUGCCAACAGUUUCCGCUACCCUCUAUCAGUUUCAUCUGUAGUUUGCUGCUAAACCAACUAAAACCACCAACCAAGCUCCAAGCUAGCUAAUAUAUAAAUCUUUUGUU